Prunus armeniaca (apricot) is the source of this 339-nucleotide messenger RNA. The record is from the annotation of a GenBank genome assembly. Lineage: Eukaryota; Viridiplantae; Streptophyta; Magnoliopsida; Rosales; Rosaceae.
AUGAGAUUGCGGGUCUCACACAUGUCGUUGGCAGUGCCGGUGUGUGAGACACUUUCUAUACGUGUCGUUGGCAGUGCCGGCGUAUGGGAAGAGUAUGUAUAUUGCUUGAGUAUCAUCACACACGUCGUUGGCAGUGCCGGUGGGGUGAUGAUACUGUCUGCGCGCGUAGGACUUGAUAUGAGAUUUGUGAGCUACACGUGUCGUUGGCAGUGCCGGCGUGUGAGCUAUGGAGUUCUGUCCCCCGGUUGGACUACUCAUCCCUGGACGCGGGUUCUGGUUCGAAAAUCCUGCGUACCAGCCAACAAUCCCCCGGUUGGAUUGUCUUCCCCGGUACAUUAG